AUGUUGAAUGAAAUUGCUCAAAGGCUUCCAGUUGAAGAAGUGCCAUUGACAGUAGAUUGGCAAGAAAAAUUCGAGGAUUUGGAAGUAAAGAAUGAAGAUUUGAGGCUGACAAUUGCAGAAAAAUGGUGUGAGUUACAGAGAGGAAAGAGGACGGCCUCCCCAUUGAUCAACUACUCCUUGGUAACAGAGGAUGAACAGGAAAUUCCAGAUGAUACCCAAGAAAAGUCGAAUGAACAGGGAAAUGCUACUCCAACAAUGCCUGUUAUGGGGGGCUCUGAAGAAAAUCUCACACAGUUCGAUAUUGAAGUUUCACAGUUUAAAAUUUGGGCUAGAUCUGAUUUGGAGCGAAAGGUGAAAGAGCUGCAAGAGGAAAAGAGCAUGCCAGAACCAUCACAGACUGAAAAGGCUGAACUCCAACAAACAGCAGCGACACAAGUUCUGGGUAAUAUUGAAGUGGAAAUUGGUUCUCUUAGAGAUAGACAGGGUGCAUCGCUUGAAGAAAUGUUGCCGAAUAUGCAGUUUAUGCCUUUGGUUUGUGAGCUGCCGAGUCUCAAAGAACUGCAUACCGUGCCGAUGGAGAAACUGAUUGACCUGGCCAUCCAUGGGAAGGGUAUUUAUACCGAUGAGUACUCAAAAUAUCUACAAGCUGAAAUUAUGGGAGAUCCUUAUCCAUCCUUAGGAAUUCUUAGUCUGGAGUACCCGUCGACUGGUAGUUUACCAAGCUUGGAAAAAAUGGAAUCUUCUCAAAUCUUCGACAAAUUUUAUGCUAAAGAUCUGGAUCCUCCAUCACAAGUUUCAAGACCAACUUUUGACUUGGGUUUAGGACCAAGUGAUCAAAAUGGAGAAGAGGUGCAGCAGCCUGCAAUUGAUCUAGGUGCACCUGAUCCACCUCAAAUCCAUCUUGCAGCUGCGCCUGCGCAUAAUGAAGCUCCAGCUGCUAGAGGAGCAUCAGAUCAAGCUCAAACGGAUCCCUCGGAUGAGCAAGCUCAAAUCGAUACUGCACCUACACUUAAUGAAGCCUCUGCAAUUGUUUUAGCUGCAGCUGAAAAAGCUCGUUUGAAAGCUGAUCUUCAGCAACCUGAACAAGAAGGAAUAAGGAAACCUUGGGAUCCCAUUCCAUUCAAUGAAGUAGAAAGGAAGAAGAAAAUGAAGAAUGACAGAAAGCAACAGCCUACUAAACAAUUAGAGAGUCUUAAGUAUCCAGUUUUAGAUCGCCGAAAAAGCUAA
This is a messenger RNA of Papaver somniferum (opium poppy), 1227 nucleotides long. RefSeq lists its product as uncharacterized. The record is from RefSeq and is a predicted model, not a curated record. Lineage: Eukaryota; Viridiplantae; Streptophyta; Magnoliopsida; Ranunculales; Papaveraceae. The transcript is spliced from 7 exons. The coding region runs from base 1 to 1227 and encodes 408 amino acids.